Molecule: messenger RNA, 741 nt
Organism: Mesorhabditis spiculigera
Lineage: Eukaryota; Metazoa; Nematoda; Chromadorea; Rhabditida; Rhabditidae
Source: the annotation of a GenBank genome assembly
AUGGUACAGGCUGGCGUGUUUUUGCUCGGUGAUAAGCAGCCAAGAUGGUACACGUGCUGUAGAUGUCUGCACAUUAAGUUCGCCCUAUUCCUCGUCAUUCUCCUCGUCACAGCCCUAGAAGCCCUAGAAGCCGCAUUGUACAUCUUCAGCGAGAGAUUCGUGUUCGACUCGUAUGGACAAGCGCUUUAUGAUGCCUUUGAAUACCUCGUGCUCGUGACGCUGAUUUACGCCUGGAUCAAGGAGAAGGCCAUUUUCCUGGCUCCUUACAUUGCACAAAUGAUGAUCAUCACAAUCGCCCUGGCGAUGAUGGCAUUCCAGUGGAUGUUCGUAUUCUUCUUCCCUUUCAGCCGUCAAGCCGAGCAGUAUAUCCAGGACACCACCAUGGAUCGCCUUUCCAGGAUGGGAGUUUUCUUCAUCUGCUCCCUAGUGGCCGUCAUGAUGUUGAUGAUCAGCGUCUGGUUCUUACAUGUCGGCUGCCUGUCAUACGUCUACUUCGAGAACCAGGAGCGCAAGCGAAAAACGGCCGAGUCGGCCAGGGCCCAGGAGGCCGCCCAGGGGCAGACGGUGCGUGUACUUGUUGACCAGGAUCAGCAUGCUGCGAAUAAGCCGGAGGGGAGCGCCCCAUCGACCACGAUCCAAACCACUGGCAACUUUGCAAACCCGAACUUCACGAUCGCUUCUGACGACGAAGAAGAUGACCUCUUCCGCCAAACAAAAUCGAAGAAAAACCCACCAAUUGCU